AUGGCACACUCGUACGCGCACCUACAACAGGAGUCCACCAUGCACGUGCAUCAUCGUCUGCAGGUGUCCACGGCAUUGGAAAGCCUCACGAAAGAGGCCACUGCUCUGCACAAACGGCUGUGCCUUCUUCAGGACCACUCUGAUUUUGUCCAGGUGUCAGAAAUCGAGGACGUUCGAGAACAGGCGGCUAUGCUUCAGGCCGAGAAGGAAAUGCAGUGGACCACCCCCGCUGAACCGGAGGUGGGGUUGCUACCUCACACUUGUGUGGAGUGCGGCCAGAGCUUUGCUUCCUUCCGCCUACUACGAUCACACGAGGCUAAGAAGCAUGGUCAACGCACUCCCCAGUGUGACACUCAGCCCUUUGAUCGAUUCGCGCACGGCACAGGUCCUCAGGGACAAGCCGUGGCACUCGACCCAGUCAUGGAGAAGGAUGCAGCACCGGAACCGCUACCCUCGGCUCCUGCUGCGCAGGGACUCUGUCCUGAAGACUCAAGCCAGCUCGACAAGGUCCGGGACGCACUGGCCCAGGGCAGAUGGUUUGACCUGCCCCUCAACAAGCAGGAAAAGCUCUUCUUCGGACAUAUGGGGCCACUCAAGCGAGACCACACUGCACCCAGGGACCAGUCCACCCAGGUCCUGGGCAAGCGACAGCGUCUGGAACCACAGGACCCAUCCAAGGGACGAGGCAAGGGCAAAGGCAAGGGCAAAGGAAAGGGCAAGCCGAACUCCCCACUACCACAGGGAGUCUACCCGUCGGCAAGAAUGUGGGCCUACUCCAGUGGCUUGGACGACGAUCAGGACCAACCAUGGGUGCCGGACAGGACCUCUCGAUCCACGUGGCUGGAGGGGAGAGUGGGGAAACUCACCCAGCUUGCCCUGCGACAGGAGCAAGUCAUAGCAUCCCUCCGUCAAGACAUGACGAUGUACUUGUUCAUGCGGACGGGGAACGAUGGCAUGAUUCCGGUCUUGUGCCAAGCAGCGGACAAGUGGAGAGCCAUCAGGGAAGAAACUCCGGACAAGCUCACUUUCUCCCUGAAGCUCACGAUGUUCAAGCAGCUCCUGAUUUCUCUCCAGGAGAGAUUGACGGAGACGGCCAAAUCACAACAGGCCAUGGAGCACGCGCGAUCCCUGGGUUGGCUGGACAGCGAGCAGUGCUGGAAGAUCUUGAAAUGGAACCCGGCGCAGCAAGCCUUGGAGGUGGAGACUGCCCUUCGGGCGGUCUCGACAUCGGACCUGCUGGCACAGAUAGUGCAGGUCCGGAAAGCCACCACGGAGGAGACACUACUUCGAUUCAAGAGCAUCCGGCCCCUCUCCACCGAGGUCACAACGGACUGGGUGCAGUUUCAGAUUGCAGUCUCCCUGAGGAUGGACGGCGCUCCACUUUGGAGCAUGCUGCAGCAAUGGAUUGGCGCGGUCCCUGGCCUGAAGUCUGUAUUAAAGCUGUCCCUGCACAAUGCCACCAAUCUGUGCUAUCUCAAUUCCACGAUCGUAGCCUAUGCAUGGUCCAUCCUGCAGGCUCAGCUGCAUGGGCCAGGACGUCCGGUGCUAGCCAAGGACCUUCAGCACCUGCUCCGUACUGCUCCGCGUGGAUCCUGCAUGCCUUUGCAGGUCAUGUCCCAAUUGACGUGGCGGGCCCUGCUUGGGAACUGGAGGCACUUGCAUCGGCAACAUGAUGUCGCGGAGCUCAUCACCUACCUGCUACCGAGGUUCUCCAAUACAGACCAGCCGGCAAGUUGGGAGGCCCGUCUUGACACGCCACAUGGGGUGCACAAGCAAGAUGGAGGAGCACUUGUAUCGCCUCUCAUUAUGACUUUGCCAGCAGGGGCAAUGCUGAAUCUUCAGGGGGUGAUAGAUCAGUGGCACACUCAGGCGGUCCCUCAUGCCCUUACCAUUGCACCAACGUACCUGUGUAUUCAGCUGCAGAGGUUCACAGGGGAUUCCAGUGGCCUGCAACGCGACACGAGGCCGCUGCAAGGGCACAGGACACCAGUUCGGCUUCCGUGUUAUGAAACUGCUACCAGCAUACAAUGCUCCUGGACACAUUAUCAGGUGGUUGCUGCGCAGCUCCAUUUUGGCGAGAGCCCGGAUGCUGGACACUACCGAACUGUGCUCUAUGGGCAAAAGAAGUUCGGACACUUGCGUGCCUGGAUCACUGAUGACAACCAUGCUGCACAGCUCGCUUCUGAUGAUUACGCAUCGCACAGCUAUCUCCUCUGGCUGCGACAGGUGCAGGAUUGA
Messenger RNA from Symbiodinium sp. CCMP2456, 2238 nucleotides. Lineage: Eukaryota; Dinophyceae; Suessiales; Symbiodiniaceae. The record is from the annotation of a GenBank genome assembly.